Cryptomeria japonica (Japanese cedar) is the source of this 2022-nucleotide messenger RNA. RefSeq names its product DNA-directed RNA polymerase subunit beta''-like. Gene Ontology annotation, molecular function: DNA-directed RNA polymerase activity; DNA binding. Gene Ontology annotation, biological process: DNA-templated transcription. The transcript has a single exon. The record is from RefSeq and is a predicted model, not a curated record. The coding region runs from base 1 to 2022 and encodes 673 amino acids. Lineage: Eukaryota; Viridiplantae; Streptophyta; Pinopsida; Cupressales; Cupressaceae.
AUGACACAAAAUCCCGUCAAAUUUGUCCAUCCCUUUCCCUUUGAAGUGCCCUUUUUUAAUAAAGGGAUGGAUAAAUUUGUUAUGAAGCACCUUAUUAGAAGAUUCGUAAAUCAAUUUGGAAUGACAUAUACAUCACAUAUAUUAGAUCAACUGAAGAUUUUAGGUUUCCAGCAAGCUACUGACGCAGCUAUUUCAUUAGGAAUUGAUGAUCUUUUAACAACACCAUCUAAAGCAUGGCUUAUCCAAGAUGCGCAGCAACGAGGGUUUGCUUCAGAAAGACAUCAUGAUUAUGGGAAUGUACAUGCAGUAGAAAAAUUACGUCAAUUGAUUGAGGUAUGGCAUGCUACCAGUGAAUAUUUGAGACGAGAAAUGAAUCUGAAUUUUAGGAUGACUGAUCCUCUUAAUCCAGUACAUAUGAUGUCCUUUUCAGGAGCUAGAGGAAGUACAUCCCAGGUUCACCAAUUAGUAGGUAUGAGAGGAUUAAUGUCAGAUCCUCAAGGAAAAAUUGUUGAUCUACCCAUUCAAGGGAAUUUACGUGAAGGACUUUCUUUAACGGAAUAUAUUAUUUCAUGUUACGGUGCUCGUAAAGGAGUUGUGGAUACUUCUAUACGAACAGCAGAUGCUGGAUACCUCACACGUAGACUUGUUGAAGUAGUACAACACCUCGUUGUACGUAAAGUAGAUUGUGGUACUAUCCAAGGUCUUUUUGUAAAUCUCAUUCAAGAUCGAGAAACAAUCAAAAAUAAAUUUGUUCUACAAACACUAAUUGGUCGUGUAUUAGCAGAUGAUGUAUAUAUACACGGGAGAUGUAUUGCCACGCGCAAUGAAGAUAUUGGAAUUAAACUUGCCAAUCAAUUAUAUUAUUUCCAAGUACAACCAAUAUAUAUACGAACCCCUUUUACUUGCAAAAGUAUAUAUUGGAUUUGUCAAUUAUGUUAUGGUCGGAAUACUACUCAUAGCAACUUAAUCGAAUUAGGAGAAGCAGUCGGCAUUAUUGCAAGCCAAUCAAUUGGAGAACCGGGAACUCAACUAACACUAAGGACUUUUCAUACUGGUGGAGUAUUCACGGGUGAUAUUGCAGAACAUGUACGAGCCCCGUUCACCGGAAAAAUUGAAUUCAAUGAAAAUUUGGUUUAUCCUACCCGUACCCGUCAUGGACAUCCUGCUUAUAUAUGUCAUAAUAGUUUAGACGUGACUAUCAAUAAUAAAUAUGAAGUACAAAACUUAACGAUUCCGCCAGAAAGUUUGCUAUUCAUUCGGAAUAAUCAACUCGUCGAAUCGGAACAAGUAAUUGCCGAGGUUCGUGCUAAAAGAUCCCCCUUUAAAGAAAAAGUAAAGAAACAUAUAUAUUCUGACUUGACAGGAGAAAUGCACCGGAGUAUCCCUAUGUCUAAUUUUAUAUUAGAGACAACUCAUUUAUGGGUAUUAUCGGGAAGUAUAUAUGAAUUCGUUGUAGUACCUUUUUCUUCAGAUCAAGAUCAAGUGGAUAUUCCAGAACUUCUUCUUGACAAACAUAAAUCACUUUCAAAUUAUUCGGUGGAUCAAGUGAAACACGAAUCAGUUGACUCAAACUGUUUUGAAAAAGGAAAAAAAAUCUUGAAUUAUUUCGAAACUGAUCGAACCAUACCUAACGAACAUAAAGACUCUAUCUAUUCCGCCAUUCUUUUUGAAAAUACCCAUAUGAGUGUAAAAAAGGAAAAAAAUAAACUCAUCGUACCAUUAUGGUGUUAUAAACAAUGGGGAAAGCGAAGAAUUCCUUGUCCUGAUUUCAUUUUUAGAAUACCCAGAGGACAAGGUAUUUUACUAAAUAAAAAGCACAUUUUUGCUUUUUUGAAUGACCCCCGUUCAAAAAUGAUAAAAUAUGGGAAUAUUCUUGGAGGUUAUUCAAUUGAAAAAAAAAGGAAUUCUCUUGAAAAUCAAUUAGACGGAGGGCCCAGAUUAAAAAUAAAAAAGACUUAUGCUUCUCUUAUUUCAGUAGGAACAAAUGAGAUCAUUAUCAAUAUGAUUCAAAUUAGCAUCUAA